This is a messenger RNA of Adineta steineri, 969 nucleotides long. NCBI's taxonomy places the organism in Eukaryota, Metazoa, Rotifera, Eurotatoria, Adinetida, Adinetidae. The record is from the annotation of a GenBank genome assembly.
AUGUCUUCAGAAUAUGAUUCGAUCACUUUAAUAAUAUUAUCCCAGAAAUAUUUAUAUCAAUUUGGUGGUCUCAUUUUGAUUAUUAUUGGUACUUUAAGUUGUACAAUGAGUUUGAUAGUUUUCUCUCGAAAUAUUCUUCGUAAAAGCGCAUGUUCAACUUAUUUAAUAGCGUUGAAUAUUUCUAAUAUAAUAACAAUGUAUUUACCAUUUUUAAUAUUAGUAUUAGAUGCUGGUUAUAAUAUUCAUCCAACUUUGUAUAGUUUAAUCUUCUGCCGUUUCAAUCUUUACGUACAAUUCUUGUUCGAUAUAUUAUGUCCAUUUUAUAUGAUUUUAGCGUCAAUUGAUCGAGUAUUAAUUACAUCAUCUAAUGCUCGAACACGUCAACGCAGUACGCAUCAUUUUGCGUAUAUAUGUAUUAUUAGUGGAACUUUAUUUUGGAUGUUAUUUCAAACGCAUACGUUAAUUUUCGGGAGUAUUAUAGAAUAUGCACCAAAUUAUUUUCUUUGUUAUUUUCAAUCAGGUGCAUAUUUAGUAUUCAUAGCUUAUUAUGCAAUUCUAAUCAAAGCAAUUCUUGUUCCUUUAUUAUUAAUCACAUGUGGACUGUGGUCUGUAAAGAAUAUUCGAACUUUACGUCGUGUAAGAGUUGCUCCUGUUUUAUCAAUGAAUCGAAUUACAACUGCAACUGAUCCACAUCCUCUUCUUCGAGCAAGAGAUCGUCAACUUGUUCGAAUGCUUCUUAUUGAUAUUAUUAUUUAUAUAAUUUUUAACUGGGCCGUAUCAGUUUUUCUUAUGUAUCAACAAGCUACUCAAUACACUAUAAAAAGUUCUGUUCAAAAUCUAAUUGAGGUCUUUAUUGCUUCGGUUAGUACUUUUAGUAAUCACAUUCCAUUUUGUAUUGAAUGUUAUACCAAUUUAAUUGUAUCAAAAACAUUUCGAAAUGAAGUGAAAAAGGUACUUUUGUGCAAAUAA